UUCAAAGGCCCUGCAUAGAACAUGGUGAUGAGUUUCCGAGUCUCGGAUCUUCAAAUGUUGCUGGGGUUUGUUGGCAGGAGUAAAAGUGGACUUAAACACGAACUGGUCACCAGAGCACUGCAAUUGGUUCAAUUUGACUGUAGCCCUGAAGUUUUCAAGAAGAUUAAAGAGCUCUAUGAGACUCGCUAUGCCAAGAAGAGCUCUGAAGCAGGGCAGCCCCAGCCGCAGCAGCACCGCUCUCCUGAUGCGCUCUCCAUACAUUCUUCAUACGACCGUGGGAGCUCUGUUGCUAGGACUUCUAUCUCGACUACUAAUAUUGACUAUCCUGCACUCUAUGGGAAAUACCUUAAUGGACUGGGAAGGUUGCCACCCAAAGUCGUAAAGCCUGAAGUUCGGCUGGUGAAACUUCCCUUCUAUACGACCCUGGAUGAACUGUUGAAGCCAACAGAAUUAGUUCCGCAGAAUAAUGAGAAGCUUCAGGAAAGUCCGUGCAUUUUUGCAUUGACGCCGAGACAAGUGGAGCUGAUCAGAAAUUCCAGGGAGUUGCAGCCUGGCGUGAAAUCGGUUCAGGUUGUGCUAAGGAUCUGCUACACAGACACUAGUUCUCCUCAGGAGGAUCAGUAUCCCCCAAACAUUGCAGUGAAAGUGAAUCACAGUUACUGCUCAGUGCCGGGCUACUAUCCAUCAAACAAACCGGGCGUGGAACCGAAGAGGCCCUGUCGUCCCAUCAACCUCACCCAUCUCAUGUACUUGUCUGCAGCAACUAAUCGCAUCACCGUAACCUGGGGGAACUACGGAAAGAGUUAUUCCGUGGGGCUCUACUUGGUGCGGCAGAUGACCUCAGCAGAGCUGCUGCAGAGGUUGAAAACCAUUGGGAUCAAGCAUCCAGAACUGUGCAAAGCACUUGUAAAAGAGAAGUUACGCUUGGACCCAGACAGUGAAAUUGCUACUACAGGUGUUCGUGUGUCUCUCAUCUGUCCGCUAGUGAAGAUGCGGCUGUCUGUCCCGUGCCGGGCAGAGACCUGUGCACAUCUACAGUGCUUUGAUGCCGUCUUCUACCUACAGAUGAAUGAGAAAAAACCCACAUGGAUGUGCCCUGUGUGUGACAAACCGGCACCCUACGACCAGUUAAUAAUUGAUGGGCUCCUGUCAAAGAUACUGACGGAAUGUGAAGAUGCAGAUGAAAUAGAGUAUCUGGUGGAUGGCUCCUGGUGUCCCAUCAGAGCUGAGAAAGAGCGGAGCUGCAGCCCUCAGUGUCCAAUAUUAGUUUUAGGUUCUUCAGAUGUAAACGGGCUGUUGCCCCCUCCGAACAGCAACGCUGAGAACGGCAAGGCCACUGCUGAUGUUGUGGAUUUAACACUGGACAGCUCCUCAUCGGAGGAAGAGGAGGAAGAAGACGAAGAGGAAGAUGACGACGAUGAUGGACCCCAACCAAAACGACGCUGCUCUUAUGAGAAAGGUUUAGUUUCUGCCUGCUGACUGUGGAAGUGGCUCUGGAUCUCAGAAUGGACAGACUUGAAUACUCUGGUGCUUACUAAACUGGAGGAGGGGGAGAACGUCUUCUCCCACCUCAUCUCCCUUCCUCCCUGAUCACCCUUGACUUUCCUAUUCCAAGUUAACCAUUAAAAUGAGAGAAAACAAAAAAAAAAGGCAAAACAAACAAAAAAACAAAUAAAAAUAAAACCAUUGAGCUGCUUCUUGGUUGGAAAACUACCCCACUCAAAGCCUGACCCAGAACCGGAGCUUGAAGUAAGGAAAGUGUCUUAAGCCAGGCAGUCGGAAGCAGCAGUUGGCUGCUCUGUGCUGCCCUUCCCGAGUGCGGUUUGAAUCUGUGGAGUUCACCUGCAGACCUCCAGGACAUCCAACUCCUGCGCAUCUCCAAAGCUGUGUGCAUUUUAUUGUCUUGUUAAAUAACCAUUCCUGAUUAUCUAAAGUUUUGCUGGACAUGUUUCUUUCGGUCACGAAGCGGCGCGCGGCCUGUUGCUGGCGCUGCCCACGGCGCCGCGGGGCGAGGACGGAGCCGAGGGACGAUGCGUGGAGCCCCGUGACCGCGUGUUCGCAGCCUCUGGACUUUCCACUUCUCUGUUCAAGACUUUGGUCCCAGACCCAAAGCUACUGCUAUGCUCUCGAUGGCAAAACGUUGUUGCUUUUGAGUUUCCAAGCCUUUUGACUUUGUCGUAGAGAAUUUUUUUUGUUUGUUUUGGCAUUAACUUGGCCUAAGCGGCUCUGCUGGUCCCACUAAAGCCUCCGAAAUCUCUUUUGCUUUGGAGCUCUGACUUUUCUCAGUGGUAGAUGAGAAUAAGCGUGGGGAGGAGGCUGGCGU
Molecule: messenger RNA, 2323 nt
Organism: Nothoprocta perdicaria
Lineage: Eukaryota; Metazoa; Chordata; Aves; Tinamiformes; Tinamidae
Gene: PIAS4
Product: protein inhibitor of activated STAT 4
Exons: 12
Coding region: 22-1479 (485 amino acids)
Biological process (GO): regulation of transcription by RNA polymerase II; protein sumoylation
Molecular function (GO): transcription coregulator activity; zinc ion binding; SUMO ligase activity
Source: RefSeq, a predicted model, not a curated record